Messenger RNA from Neltuma alba, 576 nucleotides. RefSeq names its product isocitrate dehydrogenase [NAD] regulatory subunit 1, mitochondrial-like. Lineage: Eukaryota; Viridiplantae; Streptophyta; Magnoliopsida; Fabales; Fabaceae. Bases 1 to 576 code for a protein of 191 amino acids. Gene Ontology annotation, cellular component: mitochondrion. Gene Ontology annotation, molecular function: isocitrate dehydrogenase (NAD+) activity. The record is from RefSeq and is a predicted model, not a curated record. The transcript has 3 exons. Gene Ontology annotation, biological process: isocitrate metabolic process; tricarboxylic acid cycle.
AUGAGGAGAAUUGCCUUCUACCUUUUCGCUUCUGUAUCAAAGUGGAGAUUUGUCAUGCAUAUGGGCUGCAUUCUCUUUGCUUUCGGUUGGUGUUUAGUAGUUACAUUUUUAGAAUCUUGCUGUGAGGUUGCAGCAAAAUAUCCUAGUAUCAAGUACAAGGAAAUUAUUUUGGACAAUUGCUGUGUGGAACUUGUCUCAAAACCUGAGAAAUGUGAUGUAAUGAUGACUCCUAAUCUUUAUGGCAAUCUAGUGGCAAACACAGCAGCUGGUAUUGCUGGAGGCACUGGGGUCAUGCCCGGAGGAAACAUGGGGGCGGAACAUGCAGUCUUUGAGCAAGGUGCGUCAGCAGGGAGCGUGGGGAAUGAGAGGGUAGUGGAGCAAAGGAGGGCAAAUCCAGUGGCUUUGAUGCUGUCAUCGACAAUGAUGCUGAGGCAUCUUCAGUUCCCUUCUUUUGCCGACCGUCGUGAGACUGCCGUGAGGCGGGUCGUAUCGGAGGGCAAAUUCCGCACCAAAGAUCUCGGCGGUGACAGCACUACUCAGGAGCUUAUCCAGGCUGUCAUUGCCAACGUCCACUAA